Alternaria infectoria is the source of this 862-nucleotide messenger RNA. Its product is annotated as putative secondary metabolism biosynthetic enzyme. Gene Ontology annotation, molecular function: transferase activity. Lineage: Eukaryota; Fungi; Ascomycota; Dothideomycetes; Pleosporales; Pleosporaceae. The transcript has a single exon. The annotation marks the transcript as partial. The record is from RefSeq and is a predicted model, not a curated record.
AUAUCAAGGCUCUCUCUCUACUACUGUAGCAUUAGUGCGGAUCGCUCGUGAGAUCGACAACUUCCAAGGAAAACUGCUCAAGUUCUCAUCGAUAUCACACUACCAAAAUCACAAACUGUCAAACAUCAAUAUGGCUUCAGCACACGAUUUGCCGUCCAUGCUCAUUUUUGGACCGCAAGCGGAGUUGCCCUCCGAUGCGGUGAUGGCAAAUUUGCGAGACGACCUUGUCAAUAAUUGUUCGUUGUCGACCUUGGUGGCCGCAAUCGAGGAUCUGCAGCAAUUCUGGACAGCACUGGUCGAUUUCGAUCCGAGACUGAACGAUGCUCAAGGGGGGAAGACACUGAACGAACUGCAGUACUGGCUUCACAGUGGUCAGCUGCCCGACCGCAACAGGGACCUUCCAAACUUGUUGACCGUUCCCAUGACGGUCAUUCUGCAAAUCACUCAGUACGCCCGCUACAUUGCCGGGCUCGAGUUGAAGCAUCCUCACGUUCACAUCCUUACUGAACUCAAGGAAGCCGGCGUUCAAGGCUUCUGCAUCGGCUUUCUCAGUGCAUUCAUCGUCGCCACUGCCCGCAAUGAGGCUGAGAUAGGCGUCAUUGCCGCUACCAUGCUACGUCUAGCUGUCUGCAUCGGCGCCUAUGUCGACAAGAAUGUCGGCUAUGGCGAAAGUUCCUCUCCCAGCGCAUGCAUUGCCGUUCGCUGGAAGGACGAUACCGUACGCGGCAGGGAAGAAGUUGAUGUCAUUGUCCAGCAGUUCAAAGAGGUAUGUUACAGCGUAACAACUGCGCUGUUUCGGUCAAAGGCUAACACCUCGCUGUGUAGGCAUACAUAUCAAGCAUCAAUGACCAGGCCAGUGUGA